Messenger RNA from Myzus persicae (green peach aphid), 794 nucleotides. RefSeq lists its product as uncharacterized. The coding region runs from base 54 to 641 and encodes 195 amino acids. The record is from RefSeq and is a predicted model, not a curated record. The transcript has 4 exons. Lineage: Eukaryota; Metazoa; Arthropoda; Insecta; Hemiptera; Aphididae.
ACAAACUGCGUUGACGCUCAUUUGGUUAUAAUAUUUUGGACAAAAGGACAAAGAUGAAGUGUUUACUAAUCAACAUUGUUGUUUUUGUAACUACAGUUAAUUCAGAUACAAGUAAAAGUUUGUUUUUACCACAAUUGCCGGUUGGUAAAUACCGAAUAAAUUACUUAGGAAUGAUGCGUUGUGUUUCUGGCAGGUCAAAUGAAAAAAUUCAAUUUAAUUUGUACCUGAGCAAAAAGUCUACCAACACCACAGAAAUUAAAGGAAACAUUACAAUUUACGUUCCAAUAGAUGAUUCACUUAAUUUUGAAGUCAAUAUGGCGGUAAAAGAUUCUAUUGGUGGUUGGAAGGAGAACGCUUUUUUUUAUAAGUCACCCAAAGCUUGCUCUACACUAAGAAAGUACGUCGGAGAUGCUUGGAUUCCAUUAUUACAAAGUGCAGGUGUCAACAACACCAAUUGCCCUUUUCAAGUGGGGUAUUAUGAAUCUACUGGCAUAGAUACUGAUGUUUUCAAUGCGGCCAAUUUUCCAAAGACAUUUUUUUAUGGAACUUACCGACUUCGUUUUUUUUGUACCAAAAACAAUGAAGUAUAUGGUUGUUUUACUGUAGUUUUAGAGAUAAAGCGGCCAUGGGAAACUAAUUGACCAUUAAAUUACAAUAAAACAGUACCUGACAACAUUAUUUAAAUUAUCUUUCUUCACACACAUUAUUAGUAAGAUUUUUUACAAUGUUUUCAAGUGGUAAAAUACUUAACUUGAUUUAUAUAUAUUUUUUUAUUUGUAUUAUAUAUUUAUAAU